GAGGAGCGGUUCAUAGCUGCUGCACAACUUAGAAAUGGGUCGUCAGUUGAGAAACAUGAUUUUAUAUUCAGUUGGGAAACUGUUUGAUGCUGAAAACGUCUUUGAAUUUAGCUUUGCAGGAUCUGAGGAAACUUGUGCGUGGUGGAGAAGCUUGGACGCAAAUUAGUGCAACACUGCAACUCACUGGAAAAGAAGGACAAAGAGACAUAAGAGGUGUAGCUGUGUGUUGUUCAUCCAAACCGUUUAUAAUGGGAAACUGCUGCUCCGAUGUUUCCUCUGGAGCUGGGGCUAUAGCUGGCGUUGGUGGAACUGCUGCUAUCUCCUCCGCACGCGGCACUACUAACGAUGCCGUUGAUUACUAUCUCAAGUCUCGAGGUUUCAACGGCCUCUUCUCUCAUAUCGAGCUAUCGUUUUCUGCUUCCAAUUUGCGAGACCGUGACGUGCUUUCCAAGAGUGAUCCUAUGGUGGUUGUCUAUAGAAAGGAAAAAGAUGAGACACUUUCGGAAGUCUACCGCAGCGAAGUUGUUUUGAACUCCUUAGCUCCUAAAUGGAUUAAGAAAUUUACACUCGCGUAUCAUUUCGAGACUGUCCAGACAUUCUUGUUUCGUGUGUAUGAUGUUGACACUCAGUAUCAAAAUUCAAAAGAGGAGAUGCUUAAGCUUGACCAACAGCAAUUUCUUGGUGAGGCAACAUGUGUAUUGUCUGAGAUAAUCACAAAAUCAACUAAGACGAUUACAUUAGAGCUCAAGCGUAAAGAAGGCGUUACCGCACAGACUCAGCAUCACCAUGGGAAGCUUAUUAUCCACGCUGAGGAGUCCCUUGCUUCUAAGGUUACAACAGAGAUUGUAUUCAGAUGUUCUAGUUUGGAAUCUAAGGAUCUUUUCUCAAAAAGUGAUCCAUUUUUGGUGGUAUCAAAGAUUGUGGAGCAAGGAACUCCAAUACCAGUGUCUAAAACUGAAGUCCUGAAGAACAAUCUAAACCCUAUCUGGAAACCACUCUUUCUAAGUGUUCAACAAGUCGGUAGUAAGGACAGCCCACUGAUAAUAGAAUGCUCAGACUUUAAUUCCAAUGGCAAACACAGUCUCAUCGGAAAAGUUCAAAAAUCGCUUUCAGACUUGGAGAAACUUCAUUUGGCUGGCCAAGGAAUCAACUUGUCUUUGCCUACUACUGGUGCUGGACAAAGCAAGGUAUUAAAGAGCCAGCUUUUUGUGGAGAAGUUUACAGAGACUGUCCAGCACACAUUUCUAGAGUACUUGGCCUCUGGGUUUGAAUUAAGCUUCAUGGUAGCAAUCGAUUUCACAGCAUCAAAUGGAAAUCCACGCCUCCCUGAUUCUUUGCACUACAUUGAUCCUUCAGGGCAUUUAAAUGCUUACCAGAGAGCAAUAGUGGAUGUUGGAGAAGUAUUGCAGUUUUAUGACUCAGACAAACGUUUCCCUGCCUGGGGAUUUGGAGCUCGUCCAAUUGACUCUCCAGUUUCACAUUGCUUUAACCUCAACGGAAGCAGUUCAUACUCUGAGGUGGAUGGGAUUCAAGGAAUCAUGACUUCAUACACAAGUGCGCUCUUCAACGUCUCUCUAGCAGGGCCUACCCUUUUCGGUCCGGUGAUAAACUCCGCUGCAAUGAUAGCUAGCCAGUCUCUAGCUCAAGGUUCACGGAGAUAUUACGUCUUAUUAAUCAUCACAGAUGGUGUAAUAACUGACCUUCAAGAAACAAAAGACGCAUUAGUCAGUGCAUCGGAUUUGCCGUUAUCAAUCCUCAUUGUAGGAGUUGGAGGAGCCGAUUUCAAAGAGAUGGAGAUACUAGACGCUGAUAGAGGUGAACGGCUAGAGAGCUCGAGCGGGCGUGUGGCGUCACGUGAUAUCGUUCAGUUUGUAGCACUACGAGACGUUCAACAUGGAGAGGUUUCUGUAGUACAAGCGCUACUUGCUGAAUUGCCUUCACAGUUUUUGACGUAUAUGAGAAUCCGUAACAUGAAGCCAGUUCCUCUGUGAAUACGAUUUGUCAUGUGUGUAAAUGAUUUGCCAAAGGAAAGUGUACAUAAUAAGUAUAUACAUUACACGGUGCAAUUACAUUGGCUUUUUUUCGUUGUGUUUCUUCUUUUUCUGAAUCUUGGAUGUAAAAAAUUUCGACGAAUGAAGCAAUUUGUAAUGCCAACAAUGGAUUGGUUGUGUUUUGAAUACAUUAUAAAUGCAAAUGAUUUACGUUUACA
Messenger RNA from Brassica rapa (field mustard), 2209 nucleotides. Its product is annotated as protein BONZAI 1. Gene Ontology annotation, biological process: cellular response to calcium ion. NCBI's taxonomy places the organism in Eukaryota, Viridiplantae, Streptophyta, Magnoliopsida, Brassicales, Brassicaceae. Gene Ontology annotation, cellular component: plasma membrane. The record is from RefSeq and is a predicted model, not a curated record. Gene Ontology annotation, molecular function: calcium-dependent phospholipid binding.